This is a messenger RNA of Equus caballus (horse), 1010 nucleotides long. Its product is annotated as cell adhesion molecule CEACAM1. Gene Ontology annotation, molecular function: protein tyrosine kinase binding. Gene Ontology annotation, cellular component: cell surface; plasma membrane. NCBI's taxonomy places the organism in Eukaryota, Metazoa, Chordata, Mammalia, Perissodactyla, Equidae. Gene Ontology annotation, biological process: signal transduction; regulation of immune system process. The record is from RefSeq and is a predicted model, not a curated record.
AGGCACAGUACAGAGGGAGGAGGCACAGCAGAGCUUAUGCCGGUGGGCAGCAGUACUUCUGAGCUUCUCUGGAGCCCAAGCUCUUCACACAAAGGGAGGAACAGAGCAGGCAGCAGACACCAUGCAAUCCCUCUCAGCCCCUGCCCAUAGACAGAAUGUCCCCUGGCAAGGGCUCUUGCUGGCAGUCUCAAUCUUAACCUUCUGGAACUCGCUCACCACUGCCAAAGUCACUAUUGUAUCGGUGCCGCCCAAAGUUACUCCAGGAGAGAAUGUUACUCUAGUUGUCCAAAAUCUACCUAGGAAUGUUAUAGGCUAUACCUGGUACAAAGGCUAUGGACCAGCUCGCAAACAAAAAAUUGCAUAUUAUGAUACAAACAGAAAAGUAAUGACCCCAGGGCCUGCAUUCACUGGUCGAGAGACAGUAUACCCCAAUGGAUCCAUGCUGUUUCAGAAAGUCACCGUGGAGUACACAGGAAACUACACGGUGUUUGUCAUAAAGAGACGUCUGCGAUAUGAAGUAGCAAUUGGACAGCUCCACGUAUACUGGAAGCCUGUGUCAAAGCCCUCCAUUAGAGUCACCAUAAUACAUAAAAAUGCCAGAUAAGAAGCUUGUUGUCCUGACCAGCUGCACAAAUGACUCUGAGAUCUCCAUCCUUGGUUCUUCCAUGACCAGAGUCUGCAGCUCACAGAAAGGAAGACACUAUCCAAGGACAAUAGAACCAUCACCAUACACCCCAUUGGGAGGGAGGAUGCCAAGCUUAUCAGUGUGAUGUCUGCAACCCAGUCAGCUCCAGCCAAAGUGACCUCCUCAUGCUGCAUGUGAAAUAUGAGUCUGACCUUCUGGCUCUCUUAUCCUCCUCUAGCUUAUUAAACUCUGAAAAGAUUUUUUUCUUACCUGUAAGAUGAUGAUUCUGAGGCACUUCUCAGUAGAGUUGUUGUAAUAGUCAAUUAUGAAGGUGGAAAUUCCUUAGAAGACUUGCAUUCAAUCAAUAAAUGCUCAACAAUCUUAA